AUGUCACGAAGGCAAAGCGUCGUUCGGAAGAAAUACGCGAAUGUGCUCUCCAUGGCUGUUGUUCAGGGAAUGAAGAGCAUGGUUGUGGGGAAUAUGAAAAGCUUACUGACAAGGGAAUGCUUUUUACUCGAAGUGGCCAUUCAAAACAAGAUGUAUACCAUAGUAACAAGUUGGGUAUGGAAAACUCGUAUCUAUCUUCCAUAUCUGCGAAACGGUUCCCUGAAAGAAGAUAUGGGCACUUUCCAUGAGGCCACCUACAGUAUAGAGUACUUGGCAACUGACCAAGGAGCAAAGUGA
Molecule: messenger RNA, 297 nt
Organism: Strongylus vulgaris
Lineage: Eukaryota; Metazoa; Nematoda; Chromadorea; Rhabditida; Strongylidae
Source: the annotation of a GenBank genome assembly